CCUUGAGCUGCUGGGUGAAAUGAUGCUUUGCUGCUCCAGGAGAGAAGGUGUUUGGGCUGGCUCACAGAAGGUGCCAUGUGGGGGGUCUUGGCACGUGUUUUGGGUCCUGCUGCCUCCUCAUGAUGGGCAGACCCAGCCUAGCAGCCAGUAACCCUCCAUUUGGCCUCAUCAGUGCUGGCACCAUGCCAUCCACAUUUCCUGGCCUCCUGUCGUGCCCCGUGCCUGUCAGUUCCUGCAGUGAUGGCUUUGAUGGGUGCCUGCAGAUGUCCCCAGACAGAAGUUGUUGCCAUACUGGGAAGAGAAGCAGCCCCAGGGAUGCGGCAUCUCUGUGAAGGAACACCAAGAUGAGGGAGACAAUCGUCACAGCCAAGUGUGGGGGUUGUGUGCUGUGUAGGGGCAGCAGGAUGGGGUGUCUGGAGAGAUCUGGUGCCAUCCGCUAUCCAUGCUGCUCAGAGGCUGGGUAAGGAGUCUGGAGCUUUGCAGUGCAAGGGGGGCUGCCUUCGAGAUGACAGUGCAGGGCCGUGAGGCUCAGGCCGUGCUGCUCUGUUUGCAUCAUCUAAAGCACAGGCAGGCACAGCAUGUCAUUGUCCCCAGAUCAAAGCCUGUCCUUGCCCCAGGGCAAUGUGGGGAUGCACUGGCCAGGAGCUCCCAACAGCCUCUCCAGCUCGAUGGCCUCAAAGCAGCACUAGUAUCUGUCACGAAGAUUGCAGAUGGGUAUGGACACGGUGCACUGCUCUAGAGGUGUUCCUGAAACAAGGCCCAGCAGCUUCCUGUCUCUCCAUCGCGCAGAUUUUUGUAUUGGCCACCUGUAUGCCAGCCACUUACUGGAGCCUGAACCACAUCCAGGGCUGGCAGAGGCAGAUCAAAGUAUUUAUGCUGUUCAAAAUAGAUGACACAGUUUCAGGCAGGUUUCACGAAGACUUAGAUGUGCAGAAACAGAGAGCAUAUGUGCACCUCGCGCUUUCCUUAGCACUAAAGGCUUCUCUCCCGCUGCCUGGCAGCUAUUUCUCAGCUCCACUCGCAGCCCCCUCAUCCUCUGGUUGCUUUUGUGGAAGAGGUGCUGUGCUGGAGACCCGGCUUCCUUUUAUAGCCCUGAAUGUGACUCUGAGGUCGCUCGGCUCCAUUCCUCCCCCGCGCACUUUGUUAUUAGCAAUGGCCCAGCAGGAGGCAAUGAGGUUUUUUCCCCCUUGCCUUUCUGCAGAUGGAUAACACCCUGCCUGCUGUCCUGGGAGCCCUGCAGAUUGAGCCAGAGGACUCACAGUGUUCCCAUAUUGUCAUCAGCCCUGAGGAGUGGCUUAGAAUACUCGAAGGCAGUGAGAGCCUGUGGAGUCCCAGCUCCUCUGUGACCCCCCUUCUGCGGCCCAAAUUGCUGUCAGUGGGGCUGUGCGGGGGCUGCUACGGGCACAGCAAUGAGCUGUUUUUUAUUGGCGGGUUGUUUUAAUCUCAGUGGUUUCCAGAGCAGUUUGUUGGUGGCCACAUGAAAUUGCUGUAGUGUUGUGAUGUGUGGAGGGGACUGAGGGGAUGAGGAGAGUGGAGAGAGUGAGCUGUGAAAGGACUAACUGGAGACAAGAGCAUCUCUGCCCAGGGAAUGGGGCAUCCCUGGCCACUGAAGUGUCCCAGGCAGGGAUGAGCCCUUGGGCCUUAUGUGAACUGUCAUCCCAGAGAGAUGUGCUUAAGGCAGCACAGCCUGCAGUGCAGAGAUGGUAGCAGGAAAUGGGCCAGAGGGGUAUUGCUGUGACUAGCACCCACUGAAGUCAACCUGGCAUCACUGAAACUUGCCUAGGCUGAGGCCCCAGCAGGAUACUAACACUGCCUGCCACUACAGGCAUAUACCUAUCUCCUCUAGCUGCUAGGGGUGCACCGUUUGUAGCUGAGCUACAGGAAGAGGGCUGGGGCAUUGCAGAUGCCAGCAGGAUGGGGAACAGUACCAUUGCACAGGACCCCCUGUUCAAGGCCACGUGUGCUGCUGCUUGCUAUGCAGCUUGGCAGUGAAAAAGAGCUGCAGGGAGCAAGGAGAGUGAGGAUGCAGGGAGCAGUUUCAUGCCUUGGCACUGCACCGAGAAUAAUGUGAGCAUGUGAGCCCGGCAAACAGGGACUGGGGACAGUGUGUGUGUGUGGGUGAGCACUGGCAGCACAGCUUGAGGACUCUGGUGUGUGGUGGGGGAUCUGGCAGCAAGUGGGGCCCUGUUGUGUGAGCAUGUCGGAUGUAUGCAUCCCCAAGCCCUGUCUAGGGAUGGUGCAGGUGCGAUCCCUCCCCAGGGAGGGGUGGGCACUGAGCAUAGGCUGCCGUGGGGAUGGAGCAGGGCUGCUGCAGGUGUCCUGCAGCCUGUGGAGGCCGAGACACUAGGUGACCUGCUCCCAGAGCCUGGCAUGCUGCAGGGGUAGCAAGUGACAAAACCAGUUCCAGGCCAGGACCGAUUCACAAGGAUGAAGCAUGUUGUGUUUCACUGGAAGGUGGUAGCCCUAAGUGGAUUCUCUGUGGCAUGGCUCGCAGGCUGAGCUGUGCAGCACAGGUCACCCUGUCCCGUCCUGCUUAUCCACAGGUUCUGUAGUUAGCGGGGGAAACGGAGUAGCUCUGGAAGAGGAGGGUGCAGACUAAACAAAUGUCCCCACAGACCUCUCCCCUCUGCAGGGAGCCGACGAAGAUGAACAAAAUGCUUCUCUCCUACCACGGCGGACCAGGGCGCGCCGGCUGCUCUGACCCGCACUUGGCCGACGGCUGCAGCCGAGAGGUUUGCAGCCGGGGAACCUCCCGCACCUGCGGGUUUGCACAAGGGCUACCCGGCGCAGCCCGCAAGCCAGCCCGCCCGCUCCGGGCACCGCCCUGUCCUGCCCCGCCCCACCGGUGGGUACGACCUGCCCGGCCCCCUUUCUCUUCCUCCUCCCUCCCGCCCUUCCCCUCCCUACCGUGCCGCCGCCGCCCGCCCCCGCGCCGCGAUUUGCCGGUGCCGGCUCCGCCCGUUGCCCGCGCGGUCGCGACCGAGGGGCGCGUUCAAACACGGCGAGGGAAGCAGCGCGGAGAGGAGCUGAGCAGGGUAGCAGCGCCGCCGGCAUGUGCUGGUACCGGGCUUUUCUCUAAUUCUCCAUGGCAGCAGCACAGGGCCCUGUGACCUGUGAGCCUGACACCCGUGUCCUCAGUACCUACCUCUCCUCAGAGCCUGUUGUCGGCAGCAUGGGCAGCGUGGGCAGCCUGGUGGAGAAGCAGGAUCUGUCCCCCCUGGAGCUGCGGGCCCAGCUAGGGGGCUCACGGGGGUUUCGACAGCCCGAUGGCUUGCUGCGGAAGGGGCCGAGCCAGCGGGAGCUCUUCGGCUACCUGCAUGGGCCCAAGAAGGAGAUGCGGACAGAGCGGAAGCACCAGACGUCGAGUGCCUGCUACAAGCGGGACUACGAGAGCGACCGUGAGAACCGGUCCCCUGAGCGCUGCUCCCGUGACCAUCACCGUGGGGCUGACUUCAGCAAGAGCUCCCUGCCCGAGAGGGGCCGCUUUGACAAGUGCCGUAUCAGGCCCUCGGCAUUCAAGGCGGUGGCUGGAAAGGGACUAGUCUCCAUGCAGGGCCUGUCCUCGUCCAAAGGGCAGAAGCUAUCCAAGAGCAACGGGAGUCUGCACACGCUGCUGUCACAGAGCAGCACGGCAGCCUCGCAGCAUGGUCCACUCCGCACCCAUCUGCUCCAUGCCAUCAGCCUUGAUGAGGCCUCUGACUCUAGCCACAAUUCCAUCCAGAGCUUCCCUUCCUAUGGCUCCCGCCUCAAGCCUGCCCAGAGCCAGUUCAGUGCUUCCAUGGGCCACAUUAACCAUAUUGGGGGCUCCUUGGAUAGGGCUUCCCGGAGCCCCAAGGACCCCUUGGCCCCUGAGAAAGUGCCCUUGUCCUGCAAAAGCAUGGCCACACUGAGCCGGCUGCAGAGCCCCGGGGAGCCCCCACCACCCUAUGAGUUCACUUACUCACUGGAGAAUGCGGUGAAGCAGCUGGAGGAUCGGCUGCAGGAAACAGGAGGAGAGCUGCGGCAGCUCAAGAGGAGCCUUAGUGAGACUGAAGACCCCUUCACGCAGGUGUUUGAGGACAAGCAGCGACUGUGGCUGGAUGAACUGGAGGAUCUGAAGCAGAUGUACAUGGCCCGGCUGCAACAGGUGACCCAGCAGGCACAGCGUGGGCAGCGGGCACUGCAGCUGCAGCUCUACAAGGCACAGCAGGAGAAGAAGCGGCUGCAGGAGGAGCUGAACAUGCAGCAGUGCCAGUGUGAGGAGUCCAAACUCCGACAGUCCCAGGGUGAGCGUGUCAGCCCCAAGCUGGAGGAAACCAAGUGGGAGGUGUGCCAGAAGGCAGCAGAGAUUUCCCUGCUGAAGCAGCAGCUGCGAGACACCCAGGAGGAGAUGGCUCAGAAGCUUAGCGAAAUCUUCAGCCUGAAGACACAGCUGCGUGAGGCCAAGGCGGAGGUCCAGGCCAGGGAUACCCAGCUGGCACAACUAGCAGACUCCUUUCAGAGUCCCCCGGAACCUGGCACCUCACUGCCGCUGAGUGAUGACCCCAUGCCAGCAUGCCAGGACUUCCCUGGCUGCGAAACUGAUGACUCCAAAUGCCGGGGCCUUCACAGCGACACAGCGGAGCCCCUGGAGCGGCAGGUGGAGUGGCUGUGGGCAGAGCUGCUGCGGGAGCGGCGCCAGGGCCAGCUGCAGGCUGUGAACUUUGAGCUGGAGAGGAAAACCUGGCAGGAGGAGAAGGAGAAGGUACUGCGGUACCAGCGGGAGCUGCAGGCCAGCUACAUGGAGAUGUACCACCGGAGCCAGGCACUGGAGCGGGAGCUGCGGCAGCUGCGGUCGGAGCCCCGGGACGUCGGGGCCGACUCACCAUGGAUUGAGCGGGUGGAGUCUUCAAAGAUCUGAGUGGUGGGAUGCCAGCAGAACUGUGAAGGGGGACGGUCUCUUGCUGCUGCAACAGAACGAUCUCAGGGUCUGCACAAGAACUGGCUGCUCAGUGCUGCCCCGAGUAGGACUGAUUGCGACAAGGGAGCUUCUCCUUUUUGCAGUGCUUCACACCCUUCAGGGGGUAUCUCUAGAGAAGAGGGUGGGGGUCAUCUGUGCCAGGGUGGGGGUCUUGCAUGUGCCCCGUGCUCUGACUCCAGGAGCAUUUGCCCUGCGAUUCCUUCUGCUGUGUGAGCAGAAACUAAGCACCCUGUGAGACAUUCUCUGUCCCUCCUCUGCCACCUAUUCCCUACCAUCCUAUAACUUAAUGUCCUGUAAGGAGAGGCUUGAGCCCUAUCCCCAGCCCUGCUCCCUUGCUGUGGGGGUUCCAGCUGCUGCUCACAGCAGUUGCCCUAUCAGCAGGAUAAUAGAAGCAGGGAGAUGGUGAUUCCCUGGGCCUGUACUGGUCAGUGUUGGUGUCACUGGGAAAGUAGAGGAGGAAAGCCUGCUAUGUGCUGGUACUGCUGGGAGGUGGGAGCAGCUGUUCCAGAAGCUUUUGGGGCUUUACAUGUCGCUAAGUGUAAGGGCUGCUCUGCAGCCUUCCAGUACAGAACCCUUGAACUUCUUGAGUGAGUGCCUUGUGCAAGAAGGGAUGAGAACCUGGUGCUUUGAUGCACUGGGAGACCUUUGGGGAGGGAUGGGGAAGAGGAGGGGGUAGCCCCACAUCACCCCUCCCUGGGUGGGUGAGAGGUAGCUGAAGAGCUGGGCCAGUGCUGGGGGAAACUUAGUCGAGAAGCACUGGAAGGGACCAUGCUCCUUGCCUGAAAUAGUGGAGCCGUGUGAAGGUUGGGCUUGGCCCAGCUCUCCUUUGCCUUUCCUGCAAUAAACUCCAAUUUCAUUGC
Pogoniulus pusillus (Red-fronted tinkerbird) is the source of this 5799-nucleotide messenger RNA. It is a transcript of the gene N4BP3, whose product is annotated as NEDD4 binding protein 3. The transcript has 5 exons. Lineage: Eukaryota; Metazoa; Chordata; Aves; Piciformes; Lybiidae. The record is from RefSeq and is a predicted model, not a curated record. The coding region runs from base 3086 to 4879 and encodes 597 amino acids. Gene Ontology annotation, cellular component: cytoplasmic vesicle.